GGUACGGCCCCCCACCCGCCGCGGUACGGCCCCGGUACGGCCCGGCACCCGCCGCGGUACGGCCCGGCACCCGCCACGUGACACUGAUUCUAAGAAAUGGACAACAGCGUUUGUCAAUUUUAUGAAGACGAAAUCCAAUCACUGGAAGAAGAAAUUAAACUGUUGACUGAGAAGUAUGAAGACAGCCAACAAGAAGCCAACUUUUUUUCUGAUGAGAUGUUAAUGGCAAUGAAAUCAUUCCAAAGAGAAUUUCAACGAGAAUCUAAGGAAAAUGAAUCUUCAUCAGACCUGAAAGCUCAGCUUGAAAGUCUGGAAAAAGAUCUCUCAUUUUUAAUGAAGUGUACUGGUAUUCAGUUCAUGAGUCAUUCCAAGAAAACAGUGGAAAAAACUAGAAACAGAACCAGACAGAAGCACAGAUUAUCAGGGAAUUGCUACUCCCUUUCUUUUCAACUGGAAUUCCAGCUUCUUGAAAUGCAGAGCAAAGAGAACAUAUCUACUGUUAUUACUGAUCUCAGCAUUGUAAUGGAAUCUGGAGAAGAUUCAGAUGUGAGCAAGUUUGUGUCAAGCACUGAAGAACGUGGAGAUCUUUUAAUGUUCUUCAGAAGCCUUUCAUCUUACGCUGAGUGGUAUGAACAUCGUAGAUGCACCUUCCUACACUUCAAGACAUGUCAUUGGAGAACUGACCUGAUGGAAAUAAUGACUGACUGGAUUCCUAGAACUACCCUAAGCAGAACCAUUGGCCUUCAGAAGACCUCUAGUUCAUAUCACUGCCAGUACGGACUGUCUGGGGCCCAUUGGCACCAUUUCCUUGUCCUGUCAGAGGCAGUCUGAACAGAAGUAGGAGAUUUUUUACUGGCCUUGUCAACUGAGACAGUUACACUUCAUUUAACUCUCCCCUGUUUUUGUCUUCUGCUCAAGUGUUUAAAUUAACUGGCAUGUAUGUGGAGUACUCAGCCAAAAAGUUCAGAAUUGACCAUUUGGGGGUGCUGGUGAGUGCCAUGAUGUACCAUUUUCAUUGUUGCCUUCAGGAUUCUCAAAGUGUUAAUAUUGUAGAUAAGUACCUCAAGACUGGAUGUUCUGUAGUAGUUCAGGACUGCUAAACUGUUGACUUGCAAAAAACCCAAACAACCUAGCCCUGAAAAACCAAGGCAAAGAACUUGAUAGUUUGCCAAGUCAAAAGACAAACUGUGGUUUAUGCUGGCAGGUUAUGCCCAAUAAAAAGUACCAUUUCAAUAUUAUUUGAAAGAACCCAUUAUUUUAAAGAACCCACCCAAAUAAAAUCAAGCACCUUUCAAAACAAACUUGCUGUGUUAUAACAGUGUUAAGCAGGUGUACUAGUAUAUCCCAUUCUUGAAACUUAAAACAGGAGACAUAUAACUGCAGCAGAGUUAAAAACAAUGCUUUAGUCUUAUUUGUGAAAGCCUGUCUUUUGUGGGUUUCUGAAACUGUAGCAAGGGUAGUAUU
Messenger RNA from Colius striatus (speckled mousebird), 1464 nucleotides. RefSeq names its product centromere protein P (gene CENPP). Gene Ontology annotation, cellular component: chromosome, centromeric region; nucleus. NCBI's taxonomy places the organism in Eukaryota, Metazoa, Chordata, Aves, Coliiformes, Coliidae. The record is from RefSeq and is a predicted model, not a curated record. Gene Ontology annotation, biological process: CENP-A containing chromatin assembly. The coding region runs from base 97 to 831 and encodes 244 amino acids. The transcript is spliced from 8 exons.